CUUACUUCUUCUUUCCUCUCAGAGGCUCAGAAUCCGGCAGUGGAGAAUCCAGAUCAACACCCUCCUGCCAUCCGUCAGCCCAAGGACAGCAUGAAGAGACCACCUCCCAUGUCCCCUGCCUCUGGACCCAUGAAGGCGUGAUGACCCAGGCAGCCCCACUGCUACUGCUGCUGCCUUUGCUGUUAAUGGGCAUCUGGGGGUGGAGGAGGUUAGGGAAAGGUUCACAGGGAGAGGUGUUGCCAGUGAAGUACCAGGAGGGGCAGACACUUAGAGUGAGCUGCAUUUACCAUCCCUGGACAGCUGAGAAGAGCUGGAAAACCUGGUGUAAAUUGGAAGAGAAUGGAAGGUGGUGUGAAAGAAUAAUUACCAGGAACUCAGUGGACACUGCACAACUUACAGACCUACGAGUCUCCCUGGUGGAUGACACCUACACUGGUACCAUCACCAUCACCAUGUCUAACCUCAGGGUGAAGGACUCAGGCAUCUAUUGGUGUGGAAUCUAUGACUCUGUCAGGUCAGGAACUCUGUUGAUGUUCUCGGGACAAUCAGGCUGGAGGUUUCUCCAGCCACAACAUCGAAGACCAACAAACAUUCUCAAACUACCACUGACUCACCUCUCACCACCUCUGCCAUGCCUUUGGCCACCAGCAGGCCAUCACACUCUUCUACUUUCUCCAGUUCCCCAGUUAUCCAAGUACUAUGUGGACUCAUUGUGACCAAAGGCCUAGUCUUCAUAGCUCUGCUUGUUCUGUUCAGUAGGUAAAGGAAGGAGUCACUCUGAACUUUCUCAGGAUCAAAAUGACCUGAAAUGAAAUGAAUUCAUUGCAAUAUACAUCCCAACCUGAUGCAUGUUCCUGCCAUCCUGAACUUGGCCCAGGCCACUGGCAAUAUGCAGACAUCCCUUUCAGGACAGGAAUCCAGCCACCAUACUCAUGCUGAUUCCCUGCCCAGAUCCUUGAAGCCUUUUGCUUGCCCUUUCAGCUCUGAGUGGACCUCAGAGCCCACCUCUUUUUUACUUUUAUGAUGACAAGCUCCCCAUGUCUGUUUCUGGCAUUCUUAUGGCUCUGUAAAUGGGCCAGUCUGUUUCUCUGAGACUUAGAAUGACUCCUCAUUGCCUUUGAAAUGAAGUUCAAAAUCCAAGUACUCAAACCUUUCAUGGUGUGGCCCUCAAAUAUUGAUCCAAUCUUCCUUCUCACUAUUUCCCUGCAGAGACUCUCCACUACGGCCAGGUUGGGCUCUUCAUGUUCUCUAGAACAUCAUAUAAAACUCAAGUAUCAUUGGGGGCCACUAACCUGUGCAUAAGGAUCUCUGUGUGCUACAUUUUGACUUAUAAAAAUCAUUCAUUAAUAUUA
Phascolarctos cinereus (koala) is the source of this 1352-nucleotide messenger RNA. Its product is annotated as natural cytotoxicity triggering receptor 2-like. Gene Ontology annotation, molecular function: signaling receptor activity. The record is from RefSeq and is a predicted model, not a curated record. Gene Ontology annotation, cellular component: cell surface. Lineage: Eukaryota; Metazoa; Chordata; Mammalia; Diprotodontia; Phascolarctidae.